AUGCCAUUCUCUCAUCCUAGCAAGUCAAGCUGCAACGAGCUCGUCUCAUACUACGCAGACGCUACCAAGGGCAAGACGAUCCUCACAACGGGCGUGUCUCCGACCAGCAUCAGUGCGCCGUUCGUCCGCGCCCUCGCCACAGCCGGUCCCCGUCUCCUCAUCCUGGCCGGGAGAAACCUCGACAAGCUGCAGCAAGUCGCCGAUGAAAUCACCACGGCACACCCAGAGGUCGACGUGCGCCUGCUUCAACUCGAUUUAGGCAGUCUCUCUGCCGUACGAAAGGCAGCUGAAAAAGUGAACGUCUGGGACGACGUGCCUGUCAUUGACGUGCUCGUUACCAACGCGGGGAUCAUGGCCACGCCAUAUGUCCUGUCGCCGGACGGCUAUGAGAGCCAGUUUGCCGUCAACCACCUCGCGCACUUUCUCUUCGUCAACCUCGUCAUGGACAAGCUCCUUGCAUCGCCUUCUCCGCGCGUUGUCAGUGCGACAAGCAAAGGUCACCGCUUCAGCCCGAUCCGGUGGGGUGACAUCAACUUUGAUAACGGGGAUAUGUACGACAAGUGGGCAGCGUACGGGCAGUCCAAGACCGCCAACAUACUCCUUGCCAUCUCCCUCGCAAACAAGCUUGGCAAAAGGGGCCUCCAGGCGCACAGUGUCCAUCCUGGCACCAUCGCGGGGACCGGCUUGGCUUCACAUCUUGACAUGUCGGCAGACGUCGCCUUGCUGAUGGCACGAGAUCAGUUGCUCGGCAACCCUGAGGGCUGGAAUAGGGUCACGGAGUACGUUACCCCUGAACAAGGGGCAGCGACCUACGUGUUUGCCGCUUUUGAACCAAGUCUCACAAAGCGCAAUGGCGCCUACCUUCUUGACUGCCGUGUCGGCGAUCCAUACGUCGACACCAUCAUGCCUUGGGCAACGAGCUCCAUCGAAGCCGAGCGCCUGUGGAGGCUUAGUGAGAGCAUUGUGGGACAAAAGUUUACUUACUGA
Molecule: messenger RNA, 987 nt
Organism: Purpureocillium lilacinum
Lineage: Eukaryota; Fungi; Ascomycota; Sordariomycetes; Hypocreales; Ophiocordycipitaceae
Source: RefSeq, a predicted model, not a curated record